Cuscuta epithymum is the source of this 3239-nucleotide messenger RNA. The record is from the annotation of a GenBank genome assembly. Lineage: Eukaryota; Viridiplantae; Streptophyta; Magnoliopsida; Solanales; Convolvulaceae.
AUCCGUUCCCAAAUUCCCACACCAUUAUUCCGCAACCACCCGAAUUUUGGUUAAUUGUAAACCCAAUCAAUUAUACCGGCAUACAGAUCAAACCUGACCCACCCAAUUCCAAUCUCAAAUCGGGUAUUUGCCGAUUCACAUUCCCUUGCGUUCCAAAUCCAAACCCUACCCUGAUGUUUCUCGGUUCGGACGAUCCGAUCUCCGCCAAACGUCUCCGGAGCUCCGACAAAGACAUACCGUCAGCUCAAGACAGAUUGGAUUAAGUAGCAUCAGUUCCACGUUAUGGAAAUUUCAAGUGAGGCCCCAGUUAAGAGACCAAAGCGGUUGACAUCUGUUGUAUGGAAUCACUUUGAAAGAAUUAGAAAGGGAGAAAUUUGUUAUGCUGUUUGUGUUCACUGCAAAAAGAAACUUAGUGGGUCAAGUAACAGUGGGACAACGCACUUGAGAAACCAUCUGAUAAGAUGUCUCAAGAGGUCCAAUUAUGAUGUUUCACAGAUACUUUCAGCAAAAAGAAAGAGAAAGGAGACUACCCUUUCUAUCGCAAGUGUCACCUAUGAAGAAGGGCAAAGAAAAGAUGAAACCAUUGCCCCCAUGAGCUACAAAUUUGAUCAAGAGCCAAAGAAGGAAGAAAAUAUUAUCCCUUUCAACAUGGGGAGUGUUAAGUUUGACCAAGAACGAAGUAGACUUGAUUUCACCCGCAUGGUUAUGUUACAUGGCUAUCCAUUGGCCAUGGUUGAUCACGUAGGUUUCAAAAUUUUUGUGAAGAACUUGCAACCUUUGUUUGAGGUCAUGACUAGUAGCGCCAUUGAACUUGACUGUAUGUCAAUUUAUGCUCAAGAAAAGCAGAAAGUUUAUGAAGAAAUACACAAUCUGAAUGGAAGAAUAAGUCUUGUGGCUGACACAUGGGUGUCUAAUGACAGUGGAAGGUAUCUAUGCUUGACUGCUUGCUACAUCGAUGAAAAUUGGAAGCUGAAGAAGAAAAUUCUGAAUUUUAUCACACUCAACACUGAUGACACAGAUGACCUACUUUCAGAAGUCGUUAUUAAGUGUUUAACCGACUGGUCCAUUGACCGAAAGUUGUUUUCCAUGACGUUUGAUGAAUGCUCAGGCUAUGAUGAUGUGGUCUUUAGAAUCAAAGACUGGUUAUCUCAGAACAAACCACUUUUAAAGAACGGUGAUUUGUUCGAUGUCCGUUGUGCAUCAAAUGUUUUAAAGUCAAUGGUUCUUGAUGUCUUAGAAGCCCUCCGAGGUCUGAUCCACAAGAUCCGGGAAAGUAUAAGGCAUGUCAAAAGCUCACAAAUUACUCUUGGAAAAUUCAGUGAGAUUGCCCGUCAAGUUGGGAUUACCACCGAGAGGAAUCUGGUUCUUGACUACCCAAUGCAAUGGCAUUCAACAUAUAUGAUGCUUGAAACGGCACUGGAGUAUAGGUGUGCUUUCUCUGUCCUGCAAGAGAAUGAUAAUGACUACAAAAUAAGUCUGUCUGAUACUGAGUGGGAAUGGUUAAGUUCUCUCACUGGUUACAUAAAACUCCUAGUUGAAGUUACUAAAAUAUUCUCAGCAAACAAACAUUUAACUGCAAAUGUGUAUUUUCCGGAGGUGUGUGAUAUUCACAAGCAAUUAACAGAGUGGUGUAAGAGCUCUGAUGAGUUUCUUGGUGAUAUUGCAAACAAGAUGAAAACCAAAUUUGACCAGUUUUGGAGUAAGUGCAGCCAAUCUUUAGCAAUAGCUGCUAUUUUGGAUCCUCGAUUCAAGAUGAAGCUGGUUGAGUUUUAUUAUCCUCAGAUUUACGGCAGUGAUGCUCCAGAUCACAUCAAGACAUUAUCUGAAGCCAUAACACAGCUUUUCAAUGAGUAUGCAAUAGGUUCUUCAGCAUCACUAGAUCAAGACCCUUCUGCUCCUGGUAACUUACCUAGCAGCAGUUCUGUAACUAGAGAUAGGCUAAGGGGCUUUGACAAAUUUCUACAAGAAACUUCACAACACCUGAGCAUGCCUUCAGAUUUAGCUAAGUAUUUGGAAGAGCCAGUGUUUCCCCGCAAUUAUGAUUUCAACAUAUUGAAUUGGUGGAAAGUUCACACUCCUAGGUACCCUAUACUAUCUAUGAUUGCACGUGAUGUGUUAGGAAUUCCUGCAUCCACACUCGGACCAGAAUUAGCAUUCAGCAAUAAAGUUAAGAUGCUCGAUCAGCAUAAGAGUUUGCUUAGCGCAGAUGUCCGAGAGGCUUUAGUGUGCGGUCAAGACUGGUUGCGUUUAGAAGCUGAAGAUACCAACCAAUCCAGCAGCAACUAUGCUUUACCACUGCUCAUUGAAUCAAGUUAACAGCCGUAUGAGUGCAUGGGUGUUGGCUGAAGGAUUCUUGGGCAAGGGUGAUUAGUUUGUGUAUUCUUUAGAUGUUUAUGAGCCCUUUGCUCCAAUUGCAUUGGUUACGACUAGCUGAAUGUGUAAUUAAUAUAUUUACAGAGUACUAAUGUACUACAUAAGUAUUUGCAGAAUCUUCAUUUUCAUCAAUGGAAUUUGUUGUUAGUUUUGCAUACUAACAUUUAUUUGUUAGUUUUUUGAGGUUCAAGAAUAACAUGCUCAAGUAGAAGUCACACAAAAUAAAAACAGGAAAAUUUAACUAAAAAGUGACACUAAUGACUACCCAAACGUAACAAUAAAAGCAAAAUAAAAACAAAAGAAAAAACAUUAAAUGUGGGCUGAAUUUAAGAAUGAUUAUUUAAGCUGCCGUACAGCAGUCACUGGGAAAUGAAUAAGUUCAUAAAGGUUUAAACAAUCUAUAAAGUUUAUUUGGCUGUGGUUUUGGUGUUCUUGUUUGGUUCGAAGAUGUACUUGAUAAGGGAGUCCUUGAUAUGCAGCAACUGAGGGAACUCUUUCUUCAACUUGGAUGCAUCCAACUCAUUGUUACUCCGAGGUGCAAUGAUCACUUUUGCCUGCUCUUCAAGUGUGAAGUUGACCCAACUAAACUUUGGAUCUAUGUAGUGUUUGUACAACUCCAGAAUCUCAUUAUGGCUCACGACCCCGGGGUUUGUGAAGUUCCAUAUGCCCCUCAGGUCACGCUUUGCCAUCUCAAUGGAGACAGGGAGAAGCUCAUCCAGUAUGGUCAUACUGUUUGGAAUGUUCACCACCUUAUCAUAGUGCGAAAUUUUGCCAAUAAAGUUUCGCGGGUUCUUGAGGUCCGAAGAUAUGGGCAUGCGAAUUCUCAGAUUGCAUACGUUGUCAUAUUCUUUUAAGAGCUCCUCAAC